UUUCAUAUAUUAUUGAUCGAAGAAAUGAUGAAAAAAUAUUUUGGAAGUGCGAACAUGCGAGAAAAUAUGCCUGCCAUGGACGAUUACAUACAGAUUUAAGCAAUGUAUUCAUUAAGACUGUUGGUGAUCAUGAAAACCACACUGAAAAUCCACGUUCUGGACCAGUUCGGCAGUGCUAUGAACGAUUACAAGGGGAAUCACAACAGAAUCAAACAAAUCUUCAUAAUAUUUUAACACAAACAAAUAUCGGUGUUCCGGAUGAAGUGCGUAUUCAGCUACCAAGCAAUGAAAAUUUGAACCGAAACAUCCGUCGCUGGCGAUAA
Molecule: messenger RNA, 323 nt
Organism: Didymodactylos carnosus
Lineage: Eukaryota; Metazoa; Rotifera; Eurotatoria; Philodinida; Philodinidae
Source: the annotation of a GenBank genome assembly